This is a messenger RNA of Hyla sarda, 2038 nucleotides long. RefSeq names its product calumenin (gene CALU). Gene Ontology annotation, molecular function: calcium ion binding. The coding region runs from base 158 to 1105 and encodes 315 amino acids. The transcript is spliced from 7 exons. Gene Ontology annotation, cellular component: endoplasmic reticulum. Lineage: Eukaryota; Metazoa; Chordata; Amphibia; Anura; Hylidae. The record is from RefSeq and is a predicted model, not a curated record.
ACGCCCACCCCCAGACAUCCGCCAAUGAGCGUGCACUAUCCGGGCAACGUUGGCGCAGGAAGCCACGCCUACCAAGGAGAGCAGCUGCUUCCGGUGUCGGCGUGUGAGGGCAGGACGGGCGGAGCAGCGAGUACAGUUAAGGUCACCUCAGCAAGCAAUGGCAAACAUUUACCUCUUCUUGUGCCUUGGCCUUUGGGCGUCUUCUGCACUUUCCAAACCUACUGAAAAGAAAGAUCGUGUUCAUCAUGACCCCCAACUGAGUGAGAAGAUGCAUGAUGACUCGCAAAACUUUGAAUAUGACCAUGAUGCUUUUCUUGGAGCAGAAGAAGCCAAAACCUUUGACCAGCUGACACCAGAGGAGAGCAAGGAAAGGCUGGGAAAGAUUGUGGGUAAGAUAGAUGCAGACAAGGAUGGUCUUGUAACAGUCGAGGAGCUAAGGGAUUGGAUAAAAUUUGCACAGAAGAGGUGGAUUUAUGAGGACGUUGAGCGACAGUGGAAGGGUCAUGAUCUCAAUGGUGACAACCUGGUGUCUUGGGAGGAAUAUAAAAAUGCCACUUAUGGUUACAUACUCGAUGAUCCAGAUCCUGACAACAGUUUCAACUAUAAACAGAUGAUGGUUCGAGAUGAGCGGCGAUUUAAAAUGGCCGAUAAGGAUGGUGAUCUCAUUGCUACAAAAGAGGAGUUCACAGCAUUCCUGCACCCUGAAGAGUAUGACUACAUGAAAGAUAUAGUUGUGUUGGAAACAAUGGAAGAUAUUGACAAAAAUGGUGAUGGCGUGAUUGACCUGAAUGAAUAUAUAGGUGAUAUGUACAGUCAUGAUGGAGAUGCUGAAGAGCCAGAGUGGGUGAGAACGGAGAGAGAACAGUUUGUUGAGUUCAGAGACAAGAACCGUGAUGGCAAAAUGGAUAAAGAGGAAACCAAAGACUGGAUUCUACCCUCUGACUAUGACCAUGCUGAAGCUGAAGCUCGCCACCUUGUUUAUGAAUCGGAUCAAAACAAGGAUGGAAAACUCACGCGAGAGGAGAUUGUGGAUAAAUAUGACUUAUUCGUGGGUAGCCAGGCUACAGAUUUUGGAGAGGCACUGGUCAGGCAUGAUGAAUUCUAAAUAUGAGAGUGAUUGAUCCAUCUCUCCAGUGAUCCGGGAACCUCGCCCUUUUGUAGGGCUUCAGCGGGUGGAGAACAUAACUGAGAACAAAAGUAAUUUAUUGUGAACUGACUUUCUGAAACACGAGAAGAGGACACGUCGACUUUUCUGUCUUAAUUCUGCCUCACAUUGAUGACAACACUAUUUUUCUUUUUUUAUUUUAUCCCUGGGAUUUAUAUGCAGUGUUUAAGACACAUGAAUUUUAAGAGGUUAUUGCUGCCUAAUGUAUGAUCAUUGUCGAGAUUUACAGAAAUCUGAUGGUAAUCCCAUAGUGUCUUUGUUCAUGGCACUUAUAUGUUUUGUAAGAAUUAUGCAAGAACAGUCAUAAAGAACAAAUUGAUGUGGGAUUAUUCUAUUUGCCAGGGACCAGUAAUACAGGAUUCAGACCUUGACUAAGAGGUCUGUUUCUUUCACAGCCCAAACACAACCUAGAGCCUUAUUUGUGGUUUAGUAUUGUAUUCUUGCUCAGAGUAUUAUGUGAGGUUUUUAAUCCUUUUCAUAGAGGUCACUUUGCUGCCUAUUUACUUUUUAUAAAUUUUAUGUUACUGAAUGGCCUAUGGCUUUACAAGUCCAGAACUAGCUCAGUAUUGGCCCCCGGUUCAUUUCAUAUGUAUAUUGUUUUUCUUACUGUGCACAGAGCACUAGGUUAUUGUAGUUAGACUAUUACACAGUGAGUCCAAUAAUCCACACAAGAUGUUGCAGGGAAUUUUAAACCUUUUUUGAUAUUUUUUUUUUCUUCUUUAUGCAUAUUUGUAAGUCAUCUUAUAGAAAAUAGAUUUAGUUAACCCAAUGAUGCCAGUGUUAUUUUAUAGUGCUAUUAAUGUACUAGUUACUGUUUGCUAUUUUGUUUAUAAAUAUGUACAGAGUGCAUCAACUAGAUAAAAAAAAAGGAAA